CUAAUGAGGUGUCAUGGAUAGGCGGCACUGAUGAUGGGUACUGAUAGACAGCACUGAUAGGUGGCACUGACUGGCGGCACUGACUUGCAGCACUGCUGGGCUGCACUGAUGGGUAGAACUGGUGGGCGGAACUUGUGGGUGGCACUGCUGGGCACCGAUCAUCAGGGCACUGAUCAUCAGUGCCCUGAUGAUCGGUGCCGAUCCCUGCUCCAACAACUGCCGGUUCUCGGCACUACUUUCCUCACGAUCUGACAGGUGGGAAAAGUGCAGCCGAGAACCGGCAAUUGCAUUUCCCGGUGAUC
Molecule: messenger RNA, 302 nt
Organism: Staurois parvus
Lineage: Eukaryota; Metazoa; Chordata; Amphibia; Anura; Ranidae
Source: the annotation of a GenBank genome assembly